Molecule: messenger RNA, 3038 nt
Organism: Populus nigra (black poplar)
Lineage: Eukaryota; Viridiplantae; Streptophyta; Magnoliopsida; Malpighiales; Salicaceae
Product: transport inhibitor response 1-like protein
Exons: 3
Coding region: 350-2257 (635 amino acids)
Biological process (GO): SCF-dependent proteasomal ubiquitin-dependent protein catabolic process
Cellular component (GO): SCF ubiquitin ligase complex
Source: RefSeq, a predicted model, not a curated record
AAAAAAAAAGGGGGAAAGAGAAGAAAAACCCCAAUAAUGGAGGACAAGUGUGGAGAGCCAUUGGAUAUUGCAGAUGAAAGAGAGAAGGAAGAGGCAGCAUGGAGAAUCCCGAUGCUUUACUCAGUCUACCAGACAUCACAGCCUACUCCUCUUCUUCCCACCAAUUAUACUAAAAUAAACUAAGCAAUCCUUUCCUUCCUCGCCUCUCUCUUCAAUCCCCAUCAAAUUCUCUCUCUAUGGAAACCCAUAAUCCCAGACCCAACUGACCAAAAAGUCACUCAAAACUUUCCCCGAUCGAAAACCUUAAAUAUAUUUUUAAAAUUCCUGUUUCCCCCCCCUUCAAAUUUAUAUGAUCACCAACAAAAAGCCUAGAUCAUCAGAUACUGACUCUAAUUACAUGAGAGACGAUCGAACUGAAAUGUCCGAAGACGACGACAGAUCUCCUCCCUCCAACUCAAUCACCCAUGAUUCUAGCCCAACCCGGACCUGCACCCCCGGGCCCGGGUCGGGUUCAUCUUCAGUCCCCGAAUUCUUAGCUCCGUACCCGGACCAAGUCCUUGAAAACGUCUUAGAAAACGUUCUCUGGUUCUUAACCUCACGUAAGGACCGAAACGCUGCGUCAUUGGUUUGUAGGUCAUGGUACCGGGUCGAGGCUCUGACCCGAUCCGAUUUGUUCAUCGGUAACUGCUACGCGGUGUCUCCAAAGCGAGCCAUGUCGCGGUUUACCCGAAUCAGGUCGGUGACGCUGAAAGGGAAGCCAAGGUUUGCUGAUUUUAACCUGAUGCCGCCUAAUUGGGGAGCCCACUUCGCGCCUUGGGUCUCUGCUAUGGCAAUGACUUACCCUUGGUUAGAGAAGGUUCAUUUGAAGAGGAUGUCAGUGACGGAUGAUGAUCUGGCUUUGCUUGCGGAGUCGUUUUCGGGAUUCAAAGAGCUCGUGCUUGUUUGUUGUGAUGGGUUUGGUACUAGUGGACUUGCUAUUGUCGUUAGCAGGUGCAGGCAACUCAAAGUGCUUGAUCUGAUUGAAUCAGAGGUAUCAGAUGAUGAAGUGGAUUGGAUUUCGUGUUUUCCAGAUACGGAAACAUGCCUCGAAUCCCUGAUUUUUGAUUGUGUAGAUUGUCCCAUUGAUUUUAAUGCACUGGAGAGGCUGGUGGCUAGGUCCCCAUCACUUAAGAAACUUAGGCUGAACCGAUAUGUUUCGAUUGGACAACUUUACCGUCUAAUGGUUCGAGCUCCACACCUCACACAUCUUGGGACAGGCUCUUUUAGCCCAUCAGAGGAUGUAGCUCAGGUUGAACAGGGACCGGAUUAUGCUUCUGCAUUUGCUGCUUGCAAAUCCUUAGUCUGCCUGUCUGGAUUCAGGGAACUCAUUCCAGAUUACUUGCCUGCAAUAAACCCUGUAUGUGCCAAUCUCACUUCACUGAACUUUAGUUAUGCAGAAGUUAGUGCAGAACAGCUCAAACCAAUCAUAAGCAACUGCCACAAGCUUCAGAUUUUCUGGGUUCUUGAUUCAAUAUGCGAUGAAGGACUACAGGCUGUGGCUGCAACAUGCAAGGAGCUACGAGAGCUUCGGGUCUUCCCUGUUGACCCUAGGGAGGACAUUGAGGGCCCUGUUUCUGAAGUGGGCCUCCAAGCAAUUUCAGAGGGUUGCAGGAAGCUUCAAUCUAUUUUGUAUUUUUGCCAUCGGAUGACAAAUGCUGCUGUUGUAGCUAUGUCAAAGAACUGCCCAGAUCUUGUGGUCUUCCGUCUCUGCAUAAUGGGGCGUCACCAGCCUGAUCAUGUCACUGGAGAACCUAUGGAUGAAGGAUUUGGAGCCAUUGUCAAGAAUUGCAAGAAGCUCACUCGACUCGCGGUAUCUGGUUUAUUGACUGAUAGAGCUUUUGCUUAUAUUGGAAAAUAUGGGAAAAUUGUAAGGACCCUAUCGGUUGCUUUUGCUGGAGAUAGUGACAUGGGGCUGAAAUAUGUGCUUGAGGGUUGUCCCAGAUUGCAGAAGCUUGAGAUUAGAGACAGUCCAUUCGGGGAUGCAGCUCUACUUUCUGGUCUGCACCACUAUUACAAUAUGAGAUUCCUUUGGAUGUCUGCUUGCAAGUUGUCUCGCCAAGGCUGCCAACAGAUUGCUCAAGCGUUGCCUCGGCUGGUGGUGGAAGUGAUUAAGCAUGAAGAUAAUGUGGACAUGGAUGAGUAUGUUGAUACGUUGUAUAUGUACCGGUCUCUUGAAGGGCCAAGAGAUGAUGCGCCACGAUUUGUUUCCAUCUUGUAGGGCAUUUGUGCUACAAGAAGUUGCAUCAGCUGUUCUGAUGGUGGUUAGGGGCAUCUUUUGCUGGAAAUUAAAUCUUGCAGGUACCUUUUACAUAGCCCGCAAGAAAGUCAUGGUGAUCCCUGCAAGAGAAAGUUUGAGUAAAACUUCAGGCCUUGUGCUGUGUUGUUGCAAAUGGCAUUCAAUCCAGAAGCCCUACAAUUUAAGAGGACAGACAUCGAGGGGGCUGAUGUGGAGGUGGAUAUCUCUGCAAGGUAUUGGACCACCCAUUGGAUCUUGUUGUAUUGAUAUGCUUCAAAAUUUUAUGUUUUUUUUUUCUUUUCGAACUCAUUUGAUCAUAAAUGAGAAGGCUGCCCCGGAGGAAAGGGAUGGAUGGGCCUUGAGGCGCAUAAAAUAUUCAAUCUUUUGUCCUUUUGCAUGAAGAAAUCAAGAUGGGUUGGAGGUUUGGAAAAAUUAAGGAUUUUUUCUUCCCCUGCAAGUGCCACCAGUGAAGGAUAAUCAUAAAAAGGCAAAACCAAUGAGCAAGCAUUCGUCAGUUCAAAAGAAUUAAAGUCUUUUAUUUUGAUUCAAAUGGUAUUAGCUAGUCUUGAGGUGUAUAGCUGGUGAGAACUAAAUGCCCGGGCUGAUGCAUCUCUCUCCCUCUCAACGCGUUUUUUUUUUUUUUCCAGUAUGUGUUGUAGCACCUGACUGUUGAAUUUAUCAUUGUUAUUGUUAGCCAAUAUGAUGAUAUGGGUAAUAAAAGCCAGAUAUGCAUGGACCACGCAGCCAGCUUUAGUGGGAAAAA